AUGAACAGCAGCGGACCAUCCUACCCCCUUGCCUCUUUGUAUGUAGGCGACCUGCAUCCUGAUGUUACGGAGGCCAUGCUCUACCAGAAGUUCUCUCCUGCUGGGCCCAUCAUGUCGAUCCGUGUGUGCCGUGACAUUAUCACUCGCAGAUCUCUGGGAUAUGCCUACAUAAACUUCCAGCAACCAGCUGAUGCGGAGUGUGCCCUGGAUACAAUGAACUAUGAUGUUAUCAAGGGUCGGCCUAUCAGAAUAAUGUGGUCUCAGCGUGACCCAGGACUUAGGAAGUCUGGCGUGGGUAACAUCUUUAUCAAGAACAUGGACGAGUCCAUUGACAACAAGGCCCUGUAUGAUACCUUCUCAGCCUUCGGGAAUAUUUUGUCCUGCAAGGUUGUUUGUGAUGACAAAGGAUCCAAAGGCUAUGGCUUUGUCCACUUUGAGACUCAUGAGGCUGCAAACCGGGCCAUUGAAACCAUGAAUGGGAUGCUGCUGAAUGACAGGAAAGUUUUCGUCGGCCACUUUAAGUCCCGCAAGGAGCGAGAGGUGGAAUUUGGCACCAAAGCUAUGAAGUUCACCAACGUCUACAUUAAAAACUUUGGUGAAGACUACUCUGAUGACAAACUCAAAGAAGUCUUUUCUGUAUUUGGGAGGACUCUGAGUGUGCGAGUGAUGAAGGACGAGAGGGGCCGGUCACGUGGAUUUGGCUUCGUAAACUACGCUAACCAUGAGGAUGCUCAGAAGGCAGUCGAUGAAAUGAACGGAAAAGAUAUCAAUGGGAAAAUGAUCUAUGUGGGACGAGCUCAGAAGCGGCUGGAGCGCCAGGGAGAGCUCAAGCGUAAGUUUGACCAGAUCAAACAGGACCGCAUCCAGCGCUAUCAGGGAGUGAAUCUCUACGUGAAGAACUUGGACGACACCAUAGAUGAUGAGAGACUGCGGAAGGAGUUUGCCCCCUACGGCACUAUCACGAGUGCUAAGGUCAUGACAGAUGGCUCGCAGAGCAAAGGCUUUGGCUUUGUCUGUUUCUCUUCACCCGAGGAAGCAACAAAAGCAGUCACUGAAAUGAAUGGAAGAAUUGUUGCAACCAAGCCGCUGUACGUGGCUCUGGCUCAGCGGAGGGAGGAGCGUAAAGCGAUCCUCACCAAUAAGUACAUGCAGAGACUCGCAACCUUGAGGACCAUGGGAAGUCCGAUCAUUGACUCGUACCACCAGGCUGCAUACUACAUGAGUGUGCCACAGCCUCCCACUCGCUCUUACUACAACCACACUGCUGUCAGCAACAUGAGGCCGGUGCCUUGUUGGACGGGACAAGCACCCAGACCACAGGGCCCGUACCCAAACCAGUAUGGCAGUUCUGUUCCUCGACGUGGCUCCACUCCCAUCGCUACAGUCAGACAGGCAUCCACCCAGGCUCCACGCAUCAUAAGUUCAUCACAAAAGACAAAUAACAUCGGGACUCAGACUGGAGGAGGGCGCACUGACGUGCCUGGUAUGACCAGAAGCGGUCAGUACAAGUACUCAUCUGCAGUGAGGAACCCGCAGCAGGUCAUCACUGUGCCUGCACCCAUGACAAGACUACAGGCUAUUCCUGCACCUAUGAUGGAGCCACCAGUGCAUGUUCAAGGCCAUGAACCACUCACCGCCUCCAUGUUGGCUGCAGCUCCACUCAUGGAUCAGAAACAGCUUCUCGGUGAGCGAUUGUACCCGCUGAUCCACACUCAUCACCCGAACCUGGCUGGAAAAAUCACAGGAAUGCUGUUAGAGAUCGACAACUCUGAGCUGCUACACAUGCUGGAGUCUCCUGAAUCACUGCACUCUAAGGUGGACGAAGCGAUUGCCGUCCUGCAGGCUCACCAGGCGAAGGAUUGCUCUCCCAAAAAGUGA
Messenger RNA from Scomber scombrus (Atlantic mackerel), 1878 nucleotides. RefSeq names its product poly(A) binding protein, cytoplasmic 1-like (gene pabpc1l). Gene Ontology annotation, molecular function: RNA binding. Gene Ontology annotation, cellular component: ribonucleoprotein complex. Lineage: Eukaryota; Metazoa; Chordata; Actinopteri; Scombriformes; Scombridae. Bases 1 to 1878 code for a protein of 625 amino acids. The record is from RefSeq and is a predicted model, not a curated record. The transcript is spliced from 14 exons.